AUGCUGGAUGGCCAAUCCCAGGUGGUCCUGGAGGCGUCCCGCCCGGGGGACCUCUUGCAUUCCCUUGGAUCAGCACUCGACUCCCGGCGACAGCCUUUCUGUACCGAUAGCGAGGGCUGGGGCCCUCUCAGCCCAUCAACAUUCGAUAUGACACCAUGCUUCCUUGACGUGAUUGUGGCAGUGGUGGCUGUCUGGGGCACGUUGGGUGGACUGGGGGCCUUGUGGUUGUUAUUGAAGAAACGGGUUCCGCAGCCCGUAUCGAAGAAUUGGCACUUCUACACCAAGUUGGCUGUGCUCGCCGCUCUCAUCCUCGUCACCGCUCUUCAAGUAGCGAUUCAAGUCCAAUCAGACCUAAAAGCCUUUUGGGCUGAUUUUCGAUUCUGGUCCACAGUCCUGACGAUUGUCUCGCUGGGUGUGAUCUUCUCGGUGCAAUACUUUGAACACUGGCGGAGUAGACAACCUAAUGGAGUUGUCCUGUUCUACUGGCUCUUCUUCAACAUCGCCUAUGCCAUCAAACUCCGAUCCAUGGUUGCGCGACAUGCAUAUGUCGACCGACUCCCUUAUUUCAUUUGCAUCAAUGUUAGCUUGGGUUUAGCUUUGUCCGAAUUCGUGCUUGAAUAUUUCGUGCCGAAGAAGCAAAGUGCCUACGAUGCGCUGGGAGACGAGGAUGAAUGUCCCUACAACUAUGCCGAUAUCUUCUCGAUUCUUACCUUCGGUUGGAUGACACCAAUGAUGAAGUAUGGAUACAAGAACUACUUGACCCAAGAUGAUCUCUGGAAUCUCCGCCGUCGCGAUACCACUCAAGUCACAGGCGACUGCUUGAAGGAGGCAUGGGAGGAACAGCUCAAGAAGAAGAACCCGUCUUUGUGGGUCGCGCUUUUCAAGGCCUUCGGUGGUCCGUAUAUGCGUGGCGCGAUCAUCAAAUCCGGAAGUGAUAUCCUUGCUUUCGUGCAGCCGCAGCUCCUCCGACUUCUCAUCAGCUUCAUUGACUCCUAUCGACGCCCAGACCCGCAGCCUGUCAUCAGAGGUGUCGCCAUUGCCUUGUCCAUGUUUGUUGUUUCGGUCUGCCAAACUAGUUUCCUUCAUCAAUAUUUCCAGCGUGCUUUCGACACUGGCAUGAGAGUCAAAUCAGCUUUGACUGCCAUGAUCUAUGCCAAGUCUUUGAAACUUUCAAAUGAAGGGCGCUCGACAAAGACGACUGGCGAUAUUGUCAACCACAUGGCCGUUGAUCAGCAGCGUCUUGCAGAUCUGACCCAAUUUGGUACUCAGCUUAUCUCCGCACCUUUCCAAAUCACCCUGUGCAUGGUCUCUCUUUACCAACUUGUUGGACCGAGCAUGUUUGCCGGUAUCGGUGUUAUGAUUCUCAUGAUUCCUCUGAACGGUAUCAUUGCUCGGAUGAUGAAGAAAUUGCAGAUUAUCCAAAUGAAGAACAAGGACUCAAGGACUAGACUGAUGACCGAGAUCCUGAACAACAUCAAGAGUAUCAAGCUCUACGCCUGGAACACGGCUUUCAUGAACAAACUCAGCCACAUCCGAAAUGAUCUUGAGCUGAACACACUUCGCAAAAUUGGAGCUACCCAAUCCGUUGCCAACUUUACCUGGCAGUCUACUCCUUUCCUCGUGUCUUGCUCUACAUUCACCGUUUUCGUGUUGACGAGCGAUAAGCCUUUGACUACUGAGAUUGUGUUCCCUGCCUUGACAUUGUUCAACCUGCUCACAUUCCCGCUUUCUAUCUUGCCCAUGGUCAUCACAUCUAUCAUCGAGUCUUCCGUAGCCGUGAAACGAUUGAUAGAUUAUUUCACCGCAGAAGAGCUGCAGACCGACGCUGUUCUCUUCCAAGAUGCCGUGGCCCACCCCGGUGACGAGUCUGUCCGUGUGCGCGACGCCUCAUUUACUUGGAAUCGUCAUGAUGGAGUCACCGUGCUGGAGAAUAUUGACCUUAGUGCACGUAAGGGUGAGCUCAGCUGUAUUGUUGGCCGAGUUGGCGCUGGAAAAUCUUCUCUUCUCCAGUCGCUAUUGGGUGACCUCUACAAGACUCAGGGAGAGGUCGUCGUACGUGGUCGCAUCGCAUACGUCGCCCAAGCGCCAUGGGUGAUGAAUGCCAGUGUCCGUGAAAAUAUUGUCUUUGGACACCGAUGGGACCCAGCUUUCUAUGACCUUACAGUGGAAGCCUGUGCUUUGCUCGAUGAUUUCAAAAACUUGCCUGACGGUGACCAGACCGAAGUCGGAGAACGUGGAAUUUCUCUUUCCGGAGGACAAAAGGCACGGUUGACACUCGCCAGAGCUGUCUAUGCCCGCGCUGAUAUCUAUCUCUUGGAUGAUGUUCUCUCCGCAGUUGAUCAACAUGUUGGACGCCAUAUCAUCAACAAUGUGCUCGGCAAAACUGGUCUUCUCAGUGGCAAAACCAGAAUUCUCGCCACGAAUGCCAUUACUGUCCUGAAGGAGGCUGAUUUCAUCGGCCUGUUGCGGGACAAGACGAUUAUUGAGAAGGGAACUUAUGAACAACUCAUGGCCAUGAAGGGUGAAAUCUCCAAUCUCGUUCGCACUACCAUGAUCGACUCGGACGACGAAGGCACUGUUAGUGGCUCGGAGGAUCUCGCUAGCCCUGAGAGUUCAGUCACGACUACUAUCAUCCAGAAUGGUGCCACUUCAGACAGCGAAGAGGGAGAACAACCAGGUGAUCUCAUUCCCAUCAGAGUAGGUCACAACGAGGCUCGCAGACGGACCAGUACAGUCACCUUGCGCCGUGCAAGCACCGUGAGUUGGCAGGGUCCCCGGCGCAAGCUGGGAGACGAGGAGAACGUUCUCAAGAGCAAGCAGACCCAGGAAACAUCCCAGCAAGGCAAAGUGAAAUGGGAUGUCUAUGGUCAAUACGCAAAGGACAGUAAUGUUGUGGCUGUGGGUGUUUAUUUGCUUGCUAUGAUGGCUGCCCAGACUGCCCAGGUCGUGGGCAACUUCUGGCUGAAGCGAUGGACCGAAUAUAACGAAGCCCACGGAACCAAUGAUCAAGUUGGCAAGUUCAUCGGUAUCUAUUUGGCACUUGGCUUGGGAUCAUCGCUCUUGGUCAUUGUACAGAACUUGAUCCUGUGGAUUUUCUGCUCCAUCGAAGCAUCUCGGAAACUUCAUGAGCGGAUGGCGUUUGCGAUCUUCCGCUCUCCCAUGAGCUUCUUUGAAACCACACCCUCUGGUCGCAUUCUCAACCGUUUCUCAAGUGACAUUUACAGAGUCGACGAGGUACUUGCUCGCACCUUCAACAUGCUGUUUGCCAACUCUGCCCGUGCAAUGUUCACCAUGGUUGUUAUUGCGACUUCCACUCCGGCUUUCUUGAUCUUCGUCAUCCCCUUGGGCUAUGUCUACUUUAGUUACCAGAAGUACUAUCUGAGAACCUCUCGCGAGUUGAAGCGCCUAGACAGCGUCACCCGAAGCCCGAUUUUCGCCCACUUCCAGGAAUCCCUGGGUGGCAUCUCAACCAUCCGUGCCUACCGGCAGGAGAGUCGUUUUGCUCUUGAAAAUGAAUGGCGCAUGGAUGCUAACCUCCGGGCUUACUUCCCUUCCAUCAGCGCUAAUCGCUGGCUUGCCGUUCGACUCGAGUUCAUUGGUUCAAUUAUCAUUCUUGCAUCUGCUGGACUUGCUAUCGUAUCUGUUGCGAGUGGGACUCAUCUUUCGGCAGGCAUGGUUGGUCUGGCCAUGUCAUACGCUCUUCAGAUCACGCAGUCUUUGAACUGGAUUGUGCGCCAGACGGUCGAGGUUGAGACUAACAUUGUGUCCGUUGAGCGAGUGCUUGAAUACGCCGCCCUCCCGAGCGAGGCACCCGAUGUGAUUUUCAAGCGCCGCCCUGCCAUUGGCUGGCCAGCUCAAGGUGCGGUGGAGUUCAACAACUACAGCACGCGGUAUCGCGAAGGACUCGAUCUUGUGCUCAAGGAUGUGAACCUCAACAUCAAGCCCAAGGAGAAGAUUGGUGUUGUUGGUCGAACAGGUGCUGGAAAGAGUUCGCUUACCCUGGCUCUUUUCCGCAUCAUUGAGGGCACUCAAGGAAAUAUCAAUAUCGAUGGACUGGAUGUGUCUACGAUUGGAUUGACUGAUCUUCGUGGCCGCCUUGCUAUCAUUCCUCAAGAUCCUGCCAUGUUCGAAGGCACCCUGAGAGACAACUUGGAUCCUCGUCAUGUUCACGACGACACCGAGCUCUGGAGCGUCAUUGAUCAUGCGAGAUUGAAGGACCAUGUCUCCCAGAUGGAGGGGCAGCUGGAUGCUCAGAUCCAGGAAGGAGGCUCCAACUUGAGUCAAGGCCAGCGUCAGCUGGUAUCACUCGCCCGCGCUCUCUUGACUCCCAGCAACAUCCUUGUUCUGGACGAAGCAACUGCCGCGGUUGACGUGGAGACCGAUGCACUGCUACAGCGGACUCUGCGCAGCAGCAUCUUCUCUGAUCGGACCAUUAUCACCAUUGCGCACCGCAUCAAUACCAUUAUCGACUCCGAUCGGAUUGUCGUUUUGGAUAAGGGGCGAGUGGCUGAAUUCGACACGCCUGCGGAGCUGAUCAAGAGUGGAGGCAAAUUCUACGAGCUUGCCAAGGAGGCUGGCCUGCUCGACAACGACGGUGCCAUUGCCUCCUCGCAAAUAGCGUAA
Penicillium paradoxum is the source of this 4623-nucleotide messenger RNA. RefSeq names its product ATP-binding cassette glutathione S-conjugate transporter YCF1. Gene Ontology annotation, cellular component: membrane. NCBI's taxonomy places the organism in Eukaryota, Fungi, Ascomycota, Eurotiomycetes, Eurotiales, Aspergillaceae. Gene Ontology annotation, biological process: transmembrane transport. Gene Ontology annotation, molecular function: ATP binding; ABC-type transporter activity; ATP hydrolysis activity. The record is from RefSeq and is a predicted model, not a curated record. The coding region runs from base 1 to 4623 and encodes 1540 amino acids. The transcript is spliced from 5 exons.